This is a messenger RNA of Syngnathus typhle (broad-nosed pipefish), 2002 nucleotides long. RefSeq lists its product as uncharacterized. The transcript has 10 exons. The record is from RefSeq and is a predicted model, not a curated record. Gene Ontology annotation, molecular function: ubiquitin-protein transferase activity. The coding region runs from base 132 to 1571 and encodes 479 amino acids. NCBI's taxonomy places the organism in Eukaryota, Metazoa, Chordata, Actinopteri, Syngnathiformes, Syngnathidae.
GUGAUGCCCUCAAACCUUUAUUCCCAAAAUUGGGGGCUGUGACUGGUGGGUGGCUGCUAUACAAAUCUGCAGGUGGAUGGGGUAGCCAAAAACUCUCUCUUGUGGCUCCUGAUGACACUGGCUAUACAGGCAUGAUCUUGAAGUCUGUAAGUCGUGGGGCUAAAAAUCUAUUCAUAGCCCCAAUUCAAGAGGAACUCAGCACAAAUCCCCUACCACUGACUGAUGAAGCAUUCAGUAGCAUGCCAAAAGCCACAUGUCAGACGUGUGGAGUUGCAGUUCCUGUUCCACUCCUGACGGAACACAUCAAGUCUUGUGGUGUCAUGUAUGUUGGCAGUGAUGAUAACCUGGCUGAUGUGGAAAGCAGUGAGCCUGAAGACAGGAAAUCAGAUAUGCACGAAUGUCCUGUCUGCACAGAAAUGUUUACUACUGACUUUAUUGAGGUACACGCUUCUUCAUGUGUGGAAAGGGCAGGAAAAGAGGUGUGCAAUGAAAGCAUUGUAAUUGAGGAAGAGCAAGCGGCAAUGCCUGGACCAUCCGGAACUUGUGCAACUGCUACAGAUGACUGGUUAACUAUCAGUGACCCCACCAAGGCCAUAUCUCAGUGUGCUGACAGUUUUCUGCGUAUUCAUCAAACUGAGAGCCCCUUACUUCUCAGCAUGGACAUCAGAAAAAGCCCUGCUGAACAGGACAUGGCACUAAUCUCCUUCUACAAGCGAAAUCAUGUGGAAUGGGGACGGCCUCUGAAUUGCAAACUUGAAGGAGAUACUGCUAUUGGACAGGGUGUAACUCGCUUCUUUUUCUCAACAUGCAUGGAAAAAUUGAAGUCAGGGUUUUCCAUCAAUUUUGCAAACUCAAAUGUUACGCGGCUUUUGGAAGGAGAGACUGGCCAUUUGGUUCCCUCAGCCUCUCACUUUCUUGUUGAAAGUGAUAUGUUCAUGGUGGCGGGGAGAAUGGUAGGCCACUCCUUUCUACAUGGCGGACCAUGCCUGUUGGGAAUCAGCCCUGCAGUGAUUCAUGUCCUACUUGGUGGAAGUCCUGAAACUGCAACUGUUACACUUGAAGACUGUCCAGACCUGGAUAUCAGAGAAACAAUCGGACUUGUAAUAGGACGUGUCACAAGGCAAAUUAAGCAGCUGAGACGAGGUCUUAAAGAAACCCCAAUGUGGACACUGUUGACCCAAAGACCAGACACAGUGGCUUUGCUUUUUCCUGAAGAGGGAGCAGGAAAUUUCAGCCCUGAGGUGCUUCUUCAUCGACUCACAUGGCCUUGUGAGGAUAGUGACGAUGAUGACGAUUGUUCAGUUGACACCAAAUGCCGCAUAUCGGGCUAUCUUCGACAGUUCAUUGCUAAUGCAACACCAACUGAACUGACCAACCUGGUAAAAUUCUGGACCGGAUGGGAGAUCCUACCACCAAGUCUCUCUGUAGAAGUGGUCGAGGGCAGAUACCCCACAGCCUCCACUUGCUUUGAGACCCUGCGCAUCCCAGGGCAUUACAAGGAUUACACAUCUUUUAAAUGUGACAUCCUGGCCUGUAUUUACAGUUGCCAUACAGGAUUUGGUCUUGUGUGAGACAUUUGGCCUGUAGCCUUGUAAGACAAGAUUGGAUGUUAAAAUGCUUGUUAGUUCUGUUAAAAGAACUGUUGGAUGUUAAAAUGCUUGUUAGUUCUGUUAAAAGAACUGUUGGAUGUUAAAAUGCUUGUUAGUUCUGUUAAAAGAACUGUUGGAUGUUAAAAUGCUUGUUAGUUCUGUUAAAAGAACUGUUGGAUGUUAAAAUGCUUGUUAGUUCUGUUAAAAGAACUGUUGGAUGUUAAAAUGCUUGUUAGUUCUGUUAAAAGAACUGUUGGAUGUUAAAAUGCUUGUUAGUUCUGUUAAAAGACCUGUUGUAAAAAACUCAGCACUCUAAAAGAAAACGUUGUGCAAGUUAAUGUAUUAAAUAUUUUCUCACUGUUACGGUACUUUGCAGUAACCUUUGCCAAUAAAUGGUCAAUUCAUAAGGUAAA